Mesoplodon densirostris (Blainville's beaked whale) is the source of this 1635-nucleotide messenger RNA. It is a transcript of the gene GCNA, whose product is annotated as germ cell nuclear acidic peptidase. NCBI's taxonomy places the organism in Eukaryota, Metazoa, Chordata, Mammalia, Artiodactyla, Ziphiidae. The record is from RefSeq and is a predicted model, not a curated record. The transcript has 10 exons. The coding region runs from base 1 to 1590 and encodes 529 amino acids. Gene Ontology annotation, cellular component: nucleus.
AUGCCUGAUCAGCUAGGGGCGAGAGACGGGCGUGGGAGCGGGGAGCGGAGGAGUCAAGGCCCAAUUGGUGCAAGGCCGGCUGGGGGCGCUGGGAGGCGAGAUGGGGGGAUGGGUCUAGGACUGAUGGUGCAAAACUGCCAGGAAGGGGGAGGGCUCCAGGCCUGUUGGUAUAAGACUUCCGUGGGGAGAGAAGGCGAGAGUGGCGGGGACGUGGACAUGUCCGAAAGAAAGGAUGGGCGUUGGAAGAUCCAGGAUGAUUAUUGUUACAUUCUUACUGUGGACUCAAGCAGUGAUGAAGAACUGGAUUACGUCUCAUCACUCAGCUACACGGUGAUCGACUCAGACUCUGACAAUGAAUACCUCUGUGAGCGAAAGAGAGCUAAGAUAGCUGAAAUACAUAGCAAAGAUGAGAUUCUGGAAGUGUCUGAUACCCAUGAGCAGCCACCCCAGGGGUGUCCAGUACUUAUCACUGAUGAUGAAGAUGAUCAUAAUGAUUUGGAGGGCCCUGUGCUAAUAGAAGAUGAUUCGUGUGAUGAGGACCAAACUCCCUCAAAUGAGAAAAAGAAGAAUGAGUGUGCUGUCUACCGACACAACUCAUCUCAUGUUGUUGAUAAUCAGGAUCUUGGGGAGGAUGUCUGCCAGCCACCAAGUGAUGAUCCUAAGGCUGAGCUAGAGAUUUCAGCUGGAAAGUUGUCACGUGAUGAAGAGCCUGUAUGUUUGGUGGCAAAACCAAGGAAAAGGAAAUAUAAAACCAAAAACAUACCUGUGACACCUGUUGUUAAAAGACCAAAGAAGCAUGAGCCUUUAAAGGAGAAACCCAGAGCAGCAGAAUUUGAAAAAUGCGAGCCUGGGCAUUCUGAAUGCAAAAUACCUGGAUGUUUCUUGCGUGGCAUUGAGAACUCAAAGCAGUAUUCUGGAAAGAAUUUCAAGCAAAAUAAGGAUGAACUGGUUCAGAAAAUCUACGAUCUGUGUAACAGCUCUGUCUUUGAUAAAAAGCUGCCAGAGAAAAUUGACAUCACCUGGAAUAAAAAGAUGCUGAGAACUGCUGGUUUAUGUGCCGCUGGCGAGAUUCAGCACCUGAAGGGGGAGCGUUUUGCUAAGAUUCAGCUUUCUCAGAAAGUCUGUGAUUCUGCAGACCGACUCCGGGAUACUUUGAUCCAUGAGAUAUGCCACGUAGCCUCCUGGCUGCUCGAUGGCAAACGUGAUUUUCAUGGUGAUACAUGGAAGAAUUAUGCCCGAAAAUUGAAUAUGGUGCACCCGGAGCUGCCCAAGGUCACCCGUUGCCAUGACUACAAGAUUAACUACAAGAUUUAUUAUGAGUGUACUAAUUGCAAAUUCAGGGUCGGCCGCUACUCCAAAUCAUUGGACACCAAGCGCUUCAUCUGUGCUAGGUGCAAGGGCUCUCUGGUCAUUCUGCCAUUAACUCGUAAAGAUGGAACCCCCAUUAAGCCCCACGUGAGACCAUUUGCCAAGUAUGUGCAGGAGAAUUACAGGAUAGUCAGGAAGGAGAUGGCAGGGAUAGGUCAUGGGGAUGUGAUGAGAAAGCUCAGCAAGGAUUUUAAUGCCAAAAAACAAAGCCAGGUUCGUUGAGGUUAUCUGAGAAUGUAUUUGUGUGAGGUGAGUCACCUAUUGGUA